Messenger RNA from [Candida] anglica, 747 nucleotides. The record is from the annotation of a GenBank genome assembly. Lineage: Eukaryota; Fungi; Ascomycota; Pichiomycetes; Serinales; Debaryomycetaceae.
CAGCAAAUCAAAGCAAUUAAUUAGUUUCACUCAAUCAUUCAAUUACCGAACACACUCUUUUGAACAGUAUACGAUGUCCGACAUACACCACCAUGUGAUUGGACAACUCCAAAACGAGACACAAUACAACUACUAUCAGCUUUUAAAACAAGUGGGAAACUCCAAAAUAGAACAAUCUUUACCAUCAGUUGAUAUUCGACUACUUAAUACCAUUGAAUUAUUUGCAUUUGGCAAUUAUUCACAUUAUCUAAAAUAUAAACUGAAGUUCUUGGAGCUUGAAAAGGAACUACUUCUAAAACUUAUAAAGUUGACAAUUCUUUCAAUGACUGCAGAUCAUGAAGGUAAAACAAUUCUGCUUGAUGAAAUGGAAUCUAAGUAUCAAUUACAAACAGCCAUUGAACAUUAUGGAUCUCUUACAAGUGCAAUGGAGUGCCAUUUACUUGAAAGUAUCUUUUUCAGCAUGGUGGACGAUUGUUUAAUUGAUGUUAAGCUCGAUGACUGGGGCAGUAGAGUAAAUGUAAUGAAGACAAUUCAUCUUCGUGAUUGUUAUAAUUCUGAAGAUAUACAACUAGUGGUAUUGACCGAAGAAGAUAUCCCUAGGAAUGCAGGAACAUCCUAUGCAAAAUUGGAGAAAUGGUUAGAAAUGAACAUAAUGCCAAUACAAAAAGAAUUUGAAAAGAAUAGACAUGAUAACGAAAACCCUACAGGAUAGGUGUAUAUAGAAAUAAAAGCUAAUGACAAGUCCAA